Molecule: messenger RNA, 355 nt
Organism: Staurois parvus
Lineage: Eukaryota; Metazoa; Chordata; Amphibia; Anura; Ranidae
Source: the annotation of a GenBank genome assembly
CAGGUGUUCCAAUCCCCUCCAUAUCAUGUGAUUCAGGUGUUUCCAAUCCCUCCAUAUCAUGUGAUUCAGGUGUUCCAAUCCCCUCCAUAUCAUGUGAUUCAGGUGUUCCCAAUCCCCUCCAUAUCAUGUGAUUCAGAUGUUUCAAUCCCCACUCCAUAUCAUGUGAUUCAGGUGUUCCAAUCCCCUCCAUAUCAUGUUGAUUCAGGUGUUCCAAUCCCCUCCAUAUCAUGUGAUUUCAGAUGUUUCAAUCCCCUCCAUAUCAUAGUCAACAGCUAAAGACCUCCAAACUUGGUGUGGCCUUCAGAUGAGCCCAACAACAGUGCGUAGAGAGCUUCAUGGAAUGGGUUUCCAUGGC